AUGAAAUACUCCUUCGUUACUCUGGCCGCAGUGGCCGGAGCUGCACUCGCGGCACCUCCGCCCUCCGCCAUCGACAGCUUCGGCCCGGAUUUCUUCACCCCUUUCUGCAACCUCGACUACAAGGGCAAGCCAUGCGAGGAGCUCGUUGGGAAGGGCGACAAGAAUGCCGAUGCCAUCUGCAAGGCUGGCCGUGAGCAUUUCUGCGGCCCUCAGAAGCGUGAUGCCGUUCCUGAGCCUCAGCCCGACCCUGUCGCUGAUCCUAUGCCUUGGUGUACAUGGCGUGGACAGCCCUGCUGGAAGGAAAAGAUGAAAGCCAAACGUGAAGCUAUUCCCGAGCCUAUUGCAGCUCCUCAACCCGAUCCUGUUGCCGACCCUAUGCCCUGGUGCACUUGGCGUGGUCAACCUUGCUGGAAGGAAAAGAUGGCUAAACGAGAGGCCAUCGCCGAGCCAGUUGCUGCACCCAAGCCUGAUCCCGUUGCUGAGCCCAUGCCGUGGUGCACUUGGCGAGGCCAGCCAUGCUGGAAGGAAAAGAUGAAGGCCAAGCGUGAAGCUGAAGCUAUUCCCGAGCCCAUCGCCGCUCCUCAACCCGAUCCCGUUGCCGACCCCAUGCCAUGGUGUACCUGGCGUGGUCAGCCAUGCUGGAAAGAGAAGAUGGCCAAACGCGAGGCUAUCCCUGAACCAGUUGCUGCUCCCCAACCCGACCCUGUCGCCGAUCCCAUGCCCUGGUGUACCUGGAGGGGCCAACCCUGUUGGAAGGAGAAGAUGGCUAAGCGUGAGGCUAUUGCUGAACCCGUCGCCGCUCCUCAACCUGAUCCUGUCGCUGAACCUAUGCCCUGGUGUACCUGGAGAGGUCAGCCUUGCUGGAAGGAAAAGAUGCGCAUGGCCAAGCGUGAGCCUGAAGCUAUCCCCGAACCCGUCGCUGCCCCCAAGCCUGAUCCAGUUGCUGAACCUAUGCCCUGGUGCACAUGGCGCGGACAGCCCUGCUGGAAGGAGAAGAUGAAGCUCAAGACCCGCGAAGCCGCUCCCGAGGCUGAGAACGAACCUAGAUGGUGCAUGUGGCGAGGCCAGCCUUGCUGGAAGAAGACCAAGCGUGAUGCUACUCCUGAGCCUUGGUGCAUGUGGCGUGGACAACCUUGUUGGAAGGCUAAGCGCGACGCUGCUCCCGAGCCCUGGUGUAUGUGGCGAGGUCAGCCAUGCUGGAAAGCCAAGCGUGAUGCUGGUCAAGCUCUCUCCAACGCCCUCCACGCAACUCGAUCUCUCGACACCCGAUCCGCCGACGCACCCAGCACCGCUCAUCUCCCCCGCGACGCCGCCCACAAGGCCAAGCGCUCCAUCGUCGAGCUCGCCAACCUGAUCGCCCUCUCUGCCCGCGGCAGUCCCGAGGAGUACUUCAAGAGCCUCGAGCUCGAGACCUUCUUCCCCGACGCUGCUCCUAACGCUACCGCCAAGCGCGACCUCAACACUCUUCAGGAGGAUAAGCGCUGGUGCAUGUGGCGAGGACAGCCUUGCUGGAAGGCCAAGCGCGCUGCUGAGGCAGUUCUCGAUGCCGUUGAUGGCGAUGACGGUGCUACUGGUCCUGGAGGUCCCGACUCUCACUACGAUGCUCGGGAUUUCAAGGCUGAGAACUUUGCGGCCAAGCGAGAUCUCAUUGCUAUCAAGGCAGCAGCUCGCAGCAUUGCCGACAUGCCCGAGGAAUAA
This is a messenger RNA of Fusarium fujikuroi IMI 58289, 1698 nucleotides long. RefSeq lists its product as uncharacterized. The record is from RefSeq and is a predicted model, not a curated record. Lineage: Eukaryota; Fungi; Ascomycota; Sordariomycetes; Hypocreales; Nectriaceae. Bases 1 to 1698 code for a protein of 565 amino acids. The transcript has a single exon.